AUGUUACAAACCAUACAGUACAGGAAUGCAAAAGAGUACAGUACUGAAUGUUUAUAUACUCAAUUAAGAUAUUACAGUAUUCCGGAAGUUUCCCCAUUAAAGUUAUCUGAGGAGGAACAUUGUGAAAUCUGGUCACAAUAUGUUAAUGAUUUAUCAGAUCUUAAAGAACCUGGAUAUGAAACAAGAGCUAUAGACUGUUUAUCCACCAUGAUUCAUAAUUCUCUUGAACAUGUACCACAAUGUCUAACUUAUAUGAGCCAAAUUAAAAAUCAAAGUGUCUUCACAUUUUGUGCCAUCCCACAAGUAAUGGCUAUUGCAACUAUGGCUUUGUUAUUUAGAAAUUAUAAUGUUUAUAAAGGCGUUGUUAAAAUUCGUAAAGCCACAAAUAUUUAUGAGGUAGCAAAUAUUUUUAUGGAAUUUACAAAGGUAAUUAUUCAAAAGAAUAAUUCAAAAGAUCCAAAUUUUAUGAAGAUUAGUGUUGCCUGUGGUCAGAUUAAACAAUGGUGUCAUACUAAUUUACCAGAUUUGGAUAAAUAUAAUUCUGGUACAUCCCAAUUGAAACCUAAAGAUUCACAAAAUGAUAAUGAUUUAUUGAUUUUCUUUAGUUUUUUAUUACUAGCAUUUACCGCUUAUUUAUUAUAUUAUUGUAGAGAAUAUUUUUAUUAUGAUGGAUUAGAAAUUUUAGAUUUAUUCUAUUCAUCAUAA
This is a messenger RNA of Entrophospora sp. SA101, 705 nucleotides long. The record is from the annotation of a GenBank genome assembly. NCBI's taxonomy places the organism in Eukaryota, Fungi, Glomeromycota, Glomeromycetes, Entrophosporales, Entrophosporaceae.